AUGGCGGACCCGAGGGGAAUGUUUUUGCGGGAGCUGGAGCGCAGUGAUGGGACGGUUCUGGCGAUUCAGCAGCUGAGCUCCGGAGACGUAGGCUGCGUGGUGUGGGACGCCGCUAUCGUACUAUCCAAGUUCCUGGAGGGCGAGGAGUUUGUGGGCCCUGGAUUCCAUAAGCUGAGGGGGAGAUCGGUUCUGGAGCUGGGGUCUGGCACCGGCAUUGUAGGGAUCAUGGCGGCAACCCUCGGGGCAGAUGUCACGUUGACGGAUCUUGAAGACUUGAAGGACUUGAUGAACGUGAACAUUGAAAGCAACAAGGAUCUAAUCACCGGUAGCUGCCGAGCGAAGGUACUAAAAUGGGGUGAGGAUGUCACAGAGUUCCUGCCUUCACCUAACUACAUUUUGAUGGCGGACUGCAUAUACUAUGAAGAGUCCUUGUGUCCGCUGCUGAAGACCCUUAAAGAUCUCUGUAGCCUGGAGACUUGUAUCCUGUGCUGUUACGAACAAAGAACCACUGGGAAAAACCCUGAAAUUGAAAGAAGAUUUUUUGAGCUGCUGGGGGUUGACUUUGAGUUUGAAGAAGUACCUUUGGAGAAACACGAUGCAGAGUACCAGAGUGAAGACAUUCAUAUCCUGAGAGUUUAUAAGAAAAAAUAGGCCCCAGCCGCGUGGCCAGCUUUGACUGCUUGCCACCAUUAAGCACAAGCUGCAGCAGAUCCAGAUGCCUCCAACCUGGUCACAGCCAUUCACCGGUUUUAUGGCGAUGGAGAAAAUGUGACGUCCAGGACCAGCGAGCGAAGCCCUGGAAAACGGUGCUGCUAGACAAGGAGCAAACUGGCACCGACUCUAUUGCUGGAAAAUAAUCUGUGGAUUAAGGCUGGAUCGCUUAUUCAGUUAAUGAAUGUGCUGUAACCAGCAAAUGUGUAAAUUAAAAUGUUAUUCAAACUUUUUUAUUCCCAGUUAAGUUCAAAAGGUUCAUUUUUUUUUUUUUUUUAUUUUGCAAUAUAAAACGGUGAGAUCAAUAACGGCCGCCUUCUGUUCCCUUGCAAGCACGCUGUGUUUCGGAAAUAAAACGGAUUCUCUUUCAAUAAA
Molecule: messenger RNA, 1086 nt
Organism: Spea bombifrons (plains spadefoot toad)
Lineage: Eukaryota; Metazoa; Chordata; Amphibia; Anura; Pelobatidae
Product: protein N-lysine methyltransferase METTL21D-like
Exons: 6
Coding region: 1-651 (216 amino acids)
Biological process (GO): peptidyl-lysine methylation
Cellular component (GO): cytosol; cytoplasm
Molecular function (GO): protein-lysine N-methyltransferase activity
Source: RefSeq, a predicted model, not a curated record